Salvelinus namaycush (lake trout) is the source of this 1719-nucleotide messenger RNA. RefSeq names its product parathyroid hormone 2 receptor-like. The transcript has 14 exons. The record is from RefSeq and is a predicted model, not a curated record. Lineage: Eukaryota; Metazoa; Chordata; Actinopteri; Salmoniformes; Salmonidae. Gene Ontology annotation, cellular component: plasma membrane. Gene Ontology annotation, molecular function: parathyroid hormone receptor activity; peptide hormone binding; G protein-coupled peptide receptor activity. The coding region runs from base 1 to 1719 and encodes 572 amino acids. Gene Ontology annotation, biological process: cell surface receptor signaling pathway; adenylate cyclase-modulating G protein-coupled receptor signaling pathway.
AUGGGCUCGGGCUCCCUAGUACCCAGAGAGCUGAAGGUGGAGAUAGACGGCUGUCUGAGAGAGUUGGCUGCCCUCCGAUCUGAAGUGAGAGAACUUAAGGAGGAGAGCGAGGAACACAUGGCACAGCUGCAGGAGGAGGGUGGAUCUGAGGAGAGCCUGACAGCAGAGGAGCAGAUGUACAUUCUUUAUGACAUUAAACUCCAGUGCCACCAGAACCUCUCCACCCGCAACCCAGCCGAUGACCUCUGCCCCCCUGGUUGGGAUGGCCUUAUCUGCUGGCCUCAGGGUUACCCAGCAGCUGUCACCAAGGUCCCCUGCCCCAGCUACAUCUUCGACUUCAACCACAAAGGUCAUGCCUACAGGAAGUGUGACAUCAAUGGGUCGUGGGUGUUUGUGGAGAGCCUGAACAGGACGUGGCCUAACUACUCAGAGUGUCUGGGCCCUGGGUUCUUGAAGCCAAGCAACGAGAGGCAGGACUUCUUUGAGCGUCUGUAUGUCAUGUACACCGUAGGCUACGCUGUGUCCUUCAGCUCUCUACUAGUGGCUAUCUUCAUCAUCGGAUACUUUAGGCGUCUCCACUGUACCAGGAACUACAUCCACAUCCACCUGUUUGUCUCCUUCAUGCUCCGAGCUGUCAGCAUCUUUGUCAAGGACCGGGUGGUGCACACCAGCGCCGGCCUGCAGGAGUUUGAUGCCGUGCUCAUGGAUAACGUCAAGACUGUGGCCAUGGCACCGCUGGAUAACUCUCAGUAUAUUGGGUGUAAGGUGACAGUGUUGCUGUUCAUCUACUUCCUGGCCACUAAUUACUACUGGAUCCUGGUAGAGGGCCUGUACCUCCACAGCCUCAUCUUCAUGGCCUUCCUCUCAGACACCAAGUACCUGUGGGGCUUCACCCUCAUCGGAUGGGGUGUUCCAGCUCUGUUCGUGGCAGCAUGGGCAGUUGUCCGGGCAACACUAGCAGACGGAAGGUGCUGGGAGUUAAGUGCUGGGAACAUUAAGUGGAUAUACCAAGUCCCCAUUCUGACAGCCAUUGGGCUGAAUUUUAUCCUUUUUGUGAACAUUGUACGAGUGCUGGCAACAAAGAUCAGGGAGACCAACGCAGGGAGAUACGACACAAGAAAACAGUACAGGAAGUUGGCUAAGUCCACCCUGGUGCUGGUGCUGGUGUUUGGGGUCCACUACAUUGUGUUUGUGGGGAUGCCUCACACCUUCCAGGGCCUCAGCUGGGAGGUCAGGAUGUACUUCGAGCUCUUCUUCAACUCCUUCCAGGGCUUCUUUGUAUCCAUCAUCUACUGCUACUGCAAUGGAGAGGUCCAAACAGAGAUCAAAAAUACAUGGACUCGUUGGAACCUGGCGUUGGACUGGAAGGUUCCGGUGGUGUGUGGCCGUUACCGCUACGGCUCAGUGCUCACCGGGCUCAACAACAGCACCAGCAGCCAGUCUCAGCUGGCUGGGGGCGGCCCCGCCAUCCGAUCAACCACCCUCUUCUCCAGCCGUGUCUACCGUAGCAACGGACCCCCGACUCUGUCCACCCACGCCACCCUGCCUGGCUACGUCAUCAGUAACUCAGACCCAGACAGCGUCCACCCCUCCAUCCCCUCCAUCCCUGAGGAACCAGAGGAGGACAGUGCCAAGCAGGUGGAUGACAUCUCUCUGAAGGAGACGAUGCCUGUCCUCAAUAAUAGUACGACCGCAGAUGAUGAUGAGGAGACGUUGUAG